Lepisosteus oculatus (spotted gar) is the source of this 8913-nucleotide messenger RNA. The record is from RefSeq and is a predicted model, not a curated record. Lineage: Eukaryota; Metazoa; Chordata; Actinopteri; Semionotiformes; Lepisosteidae.
UGCUCGGGCCGGCGCAGCUGUCAAGGAAGCAGCUGAGACCUGCCGGGAGCACCUCCAGACAUAUAAACUGUCAAGGGGCGAGAAACCGGCGCUCCUGGACAUUUAAUCUGCCAACAGCCUGCAGCAGUGGCAGUGGGCAGCAAUGACCUGGUAGCCCCCCCGAGUGCACCAUGAGCUUCCGGACUCAGCUGUGGCUCCUGCUGUGGAAGAACAUCACCUACCGGCGGAGGAGGAGGGUCCAGCUGGUAAUCGAGCUGCUCUGGCCCCUCUUCCUGUUCUUCAUCCUCAUCUCUGUGCGCCGGUCUCACCCCCCCUUCAAGCAGAGCGAGUGUCACUUCCCCAGCAAGGCCCUGCCCUCGGCUGGUGUGCUGCCCUGGAUCCAAGGGAUUGUCUGCAAUGUCAACAACCCCUGCUUCCGCUACCCCACCCCAGGAGAGAGCCCGGGGCUGGUGGACAACUUCAACAACUCCCUCCUCUCCCGCCUUUUUGCUGAUGCUCAAACCAUCCUCUCGCAUAAGAACAGCCAAUCAGCUUUUAGUAGCUUCCAGGAGGUGCUUUCUGAGCUCCGCAGACUGGGAGAACGACGGCAGUUGUGGCCAGAUCUUCCUGUUGGCGAAUAUCUACGACCCAAUGAGACCUUCUCCAGUUUCCUUCUGGUCAACGCCAGUCUGGCGCCCCACACCGUAGACCAGCUGUUGAAGUCGCGCCUCGGUUUCCAAGUGGUGUCCCUAGCAGGCUCCAGGCUGCAACUGAAGGACAUUGUGUGCAAUUCCUCUCUGCUGCACCAGUACCUGUCUGUGGGCAGCGAGGGGUCCUUCUCCGAGCUCCAGGCCAGUCUGUGUGUCCUCCCCCCUGAAACGUUGCAGAGUGCUGAGCGUCUGUUCCUCUCCCAGAUUGACUACAACAAGCUGUUCAUGCAGGUGAGCCUGCGCUCUGACCCGGAAGAGUUCCUUAAGGUCACUGAAGCUUUCAGCUCUCUCUCUCAGGAACUGGCUGUCAUUCUGAAGGAUUCUUCCUCCCUGUCCAGUUUCUCCGAACUCCGGGAGGAGGUGCGUGGGCUGACCAGUCGGAACCAGUCAGCCUCACCACGGGAUGGGUUCGGAGCACUACCCCGAAUUGUGUGCGGGCACCCCGACGGAGGAGGGGACCGCAUUCCGUCCCUCAACUGGUAUGAAGAUAAUGACCUCAAGGCCUUCCUGGGCAAGAACGACGCCGAGCAAACUGAGGCCCUGAUGGACAACGCCACCACCCCCUUCUGUAAGAGCCUGAUGCAGAGCCUGGAGUCCAACCCGCUGUCGCACGUGGUGUGGAGGGGGAUCAAGCCUCUCUUCGUCGGCAAGCUGCUCUAUACCCCCGACACCCCGGCCACGCGCCGCGUCAUGAGAGAGGUGAACAGGACCUUCCAGGACCUGGGUGUUCUGGGGGACGUGCAGGGGGCCUGGGAGGAGGUGGGCCCCCAGAUAUGGAAGUUCAUGGAAAGUAGUGUGGAGAUCAGACUUCUGCAGGAUCUGCUGAAACGACCAGAGAUAGCCACCCUUCUAGACCUCCGUCUCUCCAACUCCGACUCCACCUGGACCGCAGCCCAGAUUGCACACUUUCUGUCUACGCCUCCGGAGGGCGCCCGAAAGGAAGUGGAGGCAGGCCCCACCUGGCAGGAUGUUUACUGGGAUGUGAAUGAGACCGUUGCCACCCUCUUUCAGUUCAUCCAGUGCUUCUCCCUCAACAAGCUGGAAGGCGUGCCCUCAGAGGGCCAGCUGGUGUCUCGGGCACUAGACCUGCUGGAAGACCGUCAGUUUUGGGCAGGCAUAGUCUUCCUUCUGCCCGACCCAUCCUCCGAAACUCUGCCCCCGCACGUCUCCUACAAGAUCCGCAUGGACAUCGAUGACGUCACCCGUACCAAUAAGAUCAAGGACAGGUUCUGGGACCCGGGACCAGCUGCAGACCCCUUCGGUGACAUGCGCUAUGUGCGGGGUGGCUUUGUGUAUGUGCAGGACCUGGUGGAGCAGGGGCUGGCCAGGGUGCUGGGCGGGCAGGAGCAGCGCACUGGGAUCCACGUGCAGCAGAUGCCUUACCCCUGCUAUGUGGAUGAUGUUUUCCUACGGGUGCUUAAUCGCUCUCUGCCCCUGUUCAUGACCCUGGCCUGGAUCUACUCUGUCGCCAUGAUAAUCAAGGACGUCGUCCACGAGAAGGAGGCUCGGCUGAAGGAGACCAUGCGCAUUAUGGGCCUGAGCAGCAGUAUGCUGUGGUUCAGCUGGUUCAUCAGCAGCUUCAUCCCUUUCCUCAUCAGCGCCGCCCUGCUCAUCCUCAUCCUCAAGCUGGGCGAUAUCCUGCCCUACAGCGACCCCCUGGUGAUCUUCACCUUUAUGGCUGCCUUCGCCACGGCCACCAUACUGCAGUGCUUCCUCAUCAGCACCUUCUUCUCACGUGCCAACCUGGCAGCCGCCUGUGGGGGCAUCAUCUACUUCUCCCUCUACCUGCCCUAUGUCCUGUGUGUCGCCUGGAGGGACCACGUCACCUUCGGCAUCAGGAUCUUCACGAGCCUGCUCUCUCCGGUGGCCUUUGGCUUUGGCUGUGAAUAUUUCUCCCUCUAUGAAGAGCAGGGCGUGGGCAUCCAGUGGAGAAACCUGGGCUCCAGCCCUGUGGAGGGGGAUGGGUAUAACUUCAGCACUUCUAUCGCACUUCUGCUGGUGGAUGCCCUGCUGUAUGGACUGGGCACCUGGUACAUUGAGGCAGUUUUCCCAGGUCAGUUUGGGGUCCCGAAACCCUGGUACUUUCCUUUCCUGCGCAGUUACUGGCUGGGUGAGACUCCAUCUGAUGCGCACUUGUCCAUUCCUCCCCUCAGCAAGGCCCAGACAGAGGUGUGUAUGGAGGCAGAGCCCAGCCACCUGCCCUUGGGGGUGUCCAUCCAGGACCUGGUCAAGGUUUACAGCUCGGGGGCCAAACUGGCCGUCAACCACCUCAACCUCAACUUCUACCAGGGCCAGAUCACGUCCUUCCUAGGGCACAACGGUGCUGGGAAGACCACCACCAUGUCUAUCCUGACUGGCCUGUUCCCCCCCACUGCCGGGACGGUAUAUAUCCAGGGCAAGGACAUCCGUACGGAGAUGGACUCCAUCCGCAGGACUCUGGGCAUGUGCCCUCAACACAACGUCCUCUUUGAUAUCCUGACAGUGGAGGAGCACGUGUGGUUCUAUGGGCGUCUGAAGGGCAUGUCCGAGGAGGAAGUGAGAGCAGAGAUGGAACAGAUGCUGCAGGAUGUGGGGCUGCCUCACAAGCGCAAGGAACAGACCAAGAACCUUUCUGGGGGCAUGCAGAGGAAGCUGUCAGUGGCCAUCGCCUUCGUGGGGGGGUCAAAGGUGGUGAUUCUGGAUGAGCCCACAGCUGGAGUGGACCCCUACUCGCGUAGGGGCAUCUGGGACCUGCUUCUGAAAUACCGCAAAGACCGCACCAUCAUCCUGUCCACACACUACAUGGACGAGGCGGACCUGCUGGGCGACCGGAUCGCCAUCAUCUCCCAGGGUCGGCUCUGCUGCUGCGGCUCCUCCCUCUUCCUCAAGACCCGCCUGGGCACCGGCUACUACCUCACUGUCGUCAAGAGGGAAGCCAGCAGCGUGCCCCCCAGCAGCGCCAGCGCGGGCACCCUCUCCCUAGCCACAGCCAGGAAUGACAGCGACUCUGCCAGGAGCUAUGACACGGGUCUGGGCAGUGAGCAGUGCAGCGAGAUCAGCACCACAGAUGUGCCGGGGCUGUUGGCCUUCUUAAGGCAGUACGUGGCGAAGGCACGGCUGGUGGAGGAUGUGGGCAGGGAGGUGGUGAUCAACGUGCCACAUUCAGCGGCGCAGGAUGGCAGCCUGGCGCUACUCCUGGCAGAGCUGGAUGGGCGGCUGUCCGAGCUAGGCGUGGGAAGCUAUGGGAUCUCGGACACCACGCUGGAGGAGAUCUUCCUGAAGGUGGCAGAGGAGACAGGCGUGGAUGCUGUCCCAGCUGAUAAACAGGAAGAACCUCCUUAUCCCCAGCAGCAGGCUGACCCUGCUGACACCGACCCAGAGAUAGGAAAGAAACAGCCCCGCAAACCAGAGCCCCUGGAGACGGACCUGCUGAGUGGGGACGGGAGGGGCUCGGCGCCCCUGUCCGGCUGGAGCCUGACCAGGCAGCAGCUGCGGGCCCUGUUCGUCAAGAGGUGGCUGUACGAGGCGGUGAGAACGGAGAACCGAGAGGUGAGAAGGAUUUUCCUUGUCCUGUCCAGCGUCGGGAACGCCUCGGGUCCAGAAGCUCAGUGCACGGAUGGAGGCACGGAAUUUCGAAUGCCAGCGGUGCCCCCGGCUGUCAUGGAGCUGAUCAGCAACGGCAACUGGACUUCGGAUCGGCCCUCGCCCGGCUGCCAGUGCAGCUCGGAGGAGAUCCGCAGGAUGCUACCCGAGUGCCCAGAGGGAGCUGGUGGGCUGCCUCCUCCACAGGUCAAAAGAAUGACUGGAGACAUCUUGCAGAAUCUGACUGGGCGUAAUCUGUCCGACUACCUGGUCAAGACUUAUUCCCAGAUUCUCAGCAAGAGCCUGAAGACUAAGAAGUGGGUUAAUGAGUUCAGGUACGGCGGUUUCUCUGUGGGUGCCCGCAGCUCUCAGGUCCUACCUUCAGGCCAGCAGGUCAAACAGAUGGUUCUGGCAAUAAGAACACGGUUCAGAGUGGACGAGAAUGGCUCCCUGGACAGGCUGCUGGAGAGAUUGCCAGGGUUUGUUAGCAGGCUGAGUUCCCAGAACAAUGUCAAGGUGUGGUUCAAUAACAAGGGCUGGCACGCCAUGGCAUCCUUCCUCAACAUCAUGAGCAACGGCCUCCUGCGUGCCAGCCUCCCUCCGGGCCCCGAGAGACAGCGGCAUGGCAUUACGGCUUUCAACCACCCGCUCAACCUCACCAAGGAGCAGCUGACCGAAGUGGCACUGAUGGCCACCUCAGUCGACGUGCUGGUGUCCAUCUGCGUGAUCUUCGCCAUGUCCUUUGUGCCGGCCAGCUUUGUGCUCUUCCUCAUCGAGGAGCGGGUCAGCAAAGCCAAGCACCUGCAGUUUGUGAGCGGCGUGAAACCCAUCGUCUACUGGCUCGCCAACUUCACCUGGGACAUGUGUAACUAUACGGUACCUGCCACCAUGGUGGUGCUGAUCUUCCUGUGCUUCCAACAGCAGUCCUACGUCUCCCCUACAAACCUGCCCGCCCUAGUGCUGCUGCUCCUGCUGUAUGGCUGGUCCAUCACCCCCCUCAUGUACCCAGCCUCUUUCCUCUUCAGCGUGCCCAGCACAGCCUAUGUGGUGCUCACCUCCCUCAACCUCUUCAUUGGCAUCAAUGGCAGUGUGGCCACCUUCGUCCUGGAGCUAUUCACAGACCAGCUCAUCAGAGCGAAACAGACCUUGUCCCCACUGUCCUGGGACUUUGUUGGCAAGAACGUGUUUGCUAUGGCAGUGCAGGGAGCGGUGUUCUUCCUCUUCACCCUGCUGCUGCAGUACAAGUUCUUCAUCAGCUUCCGGCCAUUCGUGGGCUCUCUGCCUCCCCUGGGCCCAGAGGAUGAGGAUGUAGCCAAGGAGAGAGCGCGAGUGAGCAGUGGGAGGCCCAGUGGUGACAUCCUGGUUCUGAAGGAGCUGAGCAAGGUGUACAGGCAACGCAAGACUCCUGCCGUGGAUCGUCUGUGUCUGGGGAUCCCUCGAGGGGAGUGCUUUGGGUUGCUGGGUGUCAACGGUGCUGGGAAAACUUCCACAUUCCGGAUGCUGACAGGAGAUACCUCCAUCACCAGAGGAGAGGCUUUCCUCAGUGGAUACAGCGUGCUGACCAGCCUGGAGAGGGUGCACCAGUUGAUGGGGUACUGUCCACAGUUCGAUGCCCUCAGUGACUUGCUGACAGGCAGGGAGCAUCUGGAGUUCUAUGCCCGGUUAAGAGGAGCCCAGGAGGAGAUUGUUGCUAAGGUGGCGCAGUGGGGUGUGGCGAAGCUGGGUUUGACGCAGUACGCCGAGCGCCCAGCGGGAGGUUACAGCGGGGGCAACAAGCGCAAGCUCUCUACUGCCAUUUCCCUCAUCGGAGCGCCCCCUGUUGUCUUCCUGGAUGAGCCCACUACUGGCAUGGACCCCAAGGCCAGACGUUUUCUCUGGAACUGCAUCCUCAGUGUCAUAAAAGAGGGCCGCUCGGUCAUCCUCACCUCCCACAGUAUGGAGGAGUGUGAGGCUCUCUGCACUCGAAUGGCCAUCAUGGUGAAUGGGCGGUUCCGCUGCCUGGGCUCCAUCCAGCACCUCAAGAACAGGUUCGGCGACGGCUACACCAUCGUCCUCCGCCUGUCGGCACCCACCGGCCGGCCCUGCCCCGUGGAUCUCUUCAUGCGCAGUGCCUUCCUGGGAAUCGAGCUGAAGGAGCGCCACCAGAAUGUGCUGCAGUACCAGCUGCCCUCCCGCGCCUGCUCUUUGGCACAUGUCUUCGCCACGCUGUCCCAGAACUGCCAGCGCCUGGGCAUCGGGGACUACUCUGUGUCACAAACCACCCUGGACCAGGUCUUUGUGAACUUUGCCAAGGACCAGAGUGAUGAUGACCAGCUGAGAGAGGUGACUGUGAACCGGGUGGCAGAGGUCACUGUGGACAGUGCAGGCUUCACAGACGGGACUGACCAUGCCAAGCUGAAAGAGCCGAUGGCCAAUGGGGUAGAGGGCACUAAUGAUGCCAAGGGCCACAGCUGUGGGAAGCUGCCUGAGGAGGUGGUGGUCAAUGGCACUGAAGACAUCAUGGAUGCCCUUGACAUGAAGGACCCUAAGCGUCUAACAUUGUUCUUGGAGGACAGCAGUGUGCAAGAGAGCCGGCUGUGAAAUGGGGGGAGUAUCCAUCCUCCAGUGAGGUGGUCCAGGUAGGCCAGGCUAGAGGGCCUGGGUAGGGCAGUGAACCUGAGAGCAGGCACCUUCUCGCCAUGUGGAUGAGGACCACUGCUUUGCUUGGGCAGCUUUUCCCCAAGGUUUGGUGCCUUGCUAGCUAGAACCACCGCCUGUGACAUGUUUUCAUCCAUCUCUUGAUGAUGUGCCAGAGGUCAGUCUGCCUCUGCUCUUCAACCCCCAUGCAGAUUAAAGCUGAGCUGAAACAUAGAAUUCCCACAUAUCUGCAUAUAAGAUGCAUAUUUUAAAAGUCAAGGGCAUCACAAUGUCUUUGGAAAGUGUUGCAAUUUUUUUUUUCUAUAAAUUAUUUAUUUCUAAUUAUUUAUUUACAGGCUUAAAGUAAUGGCUGCUGUUUCUUUAAGCCCUCAGUUAUGGGUGGUUAUUUCUAUGAUGCACAAAGCACUUUGAAGAAUAACAUUCUAUAACUUUAGAGCCCCCAAGAUUUUAGAAUCAGUCGCUGUUACUGUUACUAUUCCUCUUAAUCUGACAUGUUCAUCAUUUUGGGAUGAUGAUUUUCUCUAUUUCCUUCUCUCUACUGACACCUUUGUUUUAUGGAGCCUCAUCAAAACUGUGGUACUUCAAGCACUGCAGUUUUGCUAAGCACUGUGAUGUUUCUUUUUCUUUACCAGAUCUCUGAUACAUCUGGUCUAAAAUGAAAACAUCACAGAGGGGUUCUGGGUGGUCUUUACUCAUGCUGGAUUCAGUGUUCUUAGCUUGUAAUACCUCAGCGCUUGCCCUGAAGUGCACCAUUCACACGUUACAAUAAUAUAACGUCUCUGGCAGCUGUACUGUAUAGCAAACAAAACCAUUGAUGACAAAGAUGAGUAGGGAAGUAAUAUUACAUCCAGCCAGUUACAGUCUGCUGUUCCUGGUGAGGACUGAAACCCCUUUAGCAAAAAUUAAAAUACAAUUUAUUUUAUGAGAGCUUUUCAAGAGACUUGUUCGCAAGGCAACGAGGCAAUGAGCACUUUAGGCUGGUCUAACUUGGGCAACCUAAACUAAGUUUCAAAUUCAUAAGGUAGAGACCCUACGAGUAGCAUGCAGGUUCCUGCUGUAAUUCUGCUCUUUUAAGAUCUGCAUGUUUGAAGUCUAUAAUGUCCAGCUCUCAGGUACAAAUAAGGAGACAGCAUGGAGCUCAGGAUUCUAAGGUCUGGGGCCUAGUUUGGUGGUGUCGUAUCAUUGAGCAAAAAUACACUAUCGGAACUACUCCAGUCUACCCAGAUAUACACAAGGUACAAACAAGCGAUGAGGAGGGUUAACCCACAAUGUUCUAGUAUCCUUCCCAGAGAGCUCUGUUUCUCCCUGUGAGCUCAUUGCUUCUCCAGCUGGGUUAUUACACUUGGAGUUUGACUCAGAGUAGGCUGGCAUAGAAAUUGAACCUUCCCACACUUCACUAAGUUCAUUUUCGUGAUUCUGAAAAAUAAACUGAUUGAAUAAUGUAGUCCUGGGCUUUUCACCCUACAUGCCAUCCAGUCAGCUCCAUUGCAAUAAACCUUCAGGCCCAAUAAUUGCUCUAUAGAUCCUGUUAAUUACAAAUGACAUAAUAAAGGUCCUGGUUGAAUUCAUACCAUGUUACGGCUCUGGUUGUGCGGGGGUCACAGUUAGCACCUGUCUAAUGUUAGUGGUCCAUGCAAGCACUUGAAGAACCUGCACGACUUGAGUACAAGGUUACACUCAUGGCCUUUAUCGGGUCACGUGUCUUCUGUUCUGUCCCCCAUGUUGAAAUCUGCAGUGACAAACUUCGGACUGAAUCAAAGCUCUUUGUGACUCUGCUCCAGAGUGUUCUGGUGGAGUGGGGAAGCUAAAAGGAGGAACAACCACUACUGCUUCCCAUCAAGGAGGCAGCUUUCUGGACUGUAAGGCAUGCUGAAGAUAUGUACUGUAUAUACUACUGAAUGUAUGAAAGCUUUUUUCACACAUGUAGAGUACUUUGUUCUUUAGGUUGUACAUAAUGAAUUGCAGAAGUAUGAAUUGAUCUAUAUAUUAUAAUAUAUGCAUAUAGUAAACUUUUAAUGGAUGAAAA